UUGUCACGGUCAACAAGUGUCCUGCCCCAAGAAAGCGCCGCACACACAGUGGAACAAGAGCCAGUUGCUGCGAGUGGUCCGUGAUAAAAAGUGCUUCGAAUUGGUAUUUCUUCAAAAGGAAUGUCCAUUUAAUUGCCCAGCAAUUAUCGCUUAACUUGAUAUCCCCUAUUCGGAAAGAAAGCUCCUCUUAGUCAUGGGCAUUGCCUUGAUGUUUCUGCUGGCCCUCUACCAGAUGCAAUCGGCCAUACACAGCGAGAUCAUCGAAACGCCCAGCUAUAUAGAGAACUCGCUGUUGGAAUCGGAGGAAGUUAAUCCCAAGGCAGUGGAAUCUGAUAUUUUGGAUGGCUUAGCCAGCGAUAAACUGGACCAAACUGAGCUGGAGUUUCGCUAUCCCAUCUCGGCCAUUGGCAUUGAUUAUAAUAAGAACUCCGUAGUGCUACGCUUCCAGAAACCCGCCCACAAACCCAACUUCAAGUACGAUCCGGAAUACGAUAUGAAGCGCAAGUCUAUGCAGGAUAAUUUUAUGCGUUUCGGCAAGCGGCAGCCGGAGCAACUGCCUCAGGCGACGGGACCGGGCUACUACGAAGCUGCCAAGCGUUCUGGCAUGGAUCGCUAUGGCCGUGAUCCGAAGCAGGAUUUCAUGCGCUUUGGUCGCUCUCCUUCCGAUUUUAUGCGCUUCGGUCGCUCUCCUUCCGAUUUCAUGCGCUUCGGACGUGAUCCCGGUCAGGAUUUCAUGAGAUUCGGACGCUCCGAUAACUUCAUGCGCUUCGGCAGAAAUAUGAAUUUCCAUGAGGAGCUACGCAGUCCCAAACAGGAUUUCAUGCGUUUCGGUCGGCCGGAUAAUUUCAUGCGCUUCGGACGUGCGGCGCCCAGUGAUUUCGAGCGUUUUGGCAAAAUGGAUUCGAACUUCAUGCGCUUCGGCAAGAGCGUAAAUAGAUCCGGAGCAGGAACUGGAGCCGGAACUGGAACGGAAGGUGGACUAGCUAGUUCUUCGGAGUCUAAGCAGCUAAAUAAAUUGGAUGGCAAGCAGCAGGGCACUGAGGAGACUAAUCCCGUGGAUAAGGCCAUGUCRAUGCUGUUCAAUAAGCAGCAGCAGCAAGGUCAACAGGGUCAGGGUCACGCUCAGAGGUCAACUCAUGAUCAGCAGCAAUUGAAAAGCGGCGAACAAACCGAAUCGGAGGAGCAAUUCUAUGAACCAUAAAUUCUCACACACUUAAAUCACGCUGUAAAUAUUUAAAAUUGGCCAAA
This is a messenger RNA of Drosophila arizonae, 1248 nucleotides long. It is a transcript of the gene FMRFa, whose product is annotated as FMRFamide related propeptide. NCBI's taxonomy places the organism in Eukaryota, Metazoa, Arthropoda, Insecta, Diptera, Drosophilidae. The record is from RefSeq and is a predicted model, not a curated record. Gene Ontology annotation, biological process: neuropeptide signaling pathway.